Molecule: messenger RNA, 2596 nt
Organism: Thrips palmi
Lineage: Eukaryota; Metazoa; Arthropoda; Insecta; Thysanoptera; Thripidae
Gene: PNPase
Product: polyribonucleotide nucleotidyltransferase 1, mitochondrial
Exons: 10
Coding region: 129-2468 (779 amino acids)
Biological process (GO): mitochondrial RNA 3'-end processing; mitochondrial mRNA catabolic process
Cellular component (GO): cytosol; mitochondrion
Molecular function (GO): RNA binding; polyribonucleotide nucleotidyltransferase activity; 3'-5'-RNA exonuclease activity
Source: RefSeq, a predicted model, not a curated record
UCACGUACUCCCGCACGAAUUGUGCCUCAAAACAGAUUACAUUUCGUUGCUCAACCACGAACACAGUCAGGAGGAAACAGCUUGCGUUGCGCUUCAAGCGCUUGAGCGCUUGGGCCAGGCCAAGAGCCAUGGCAGGCAUUCUAAGAGGGACUUUUCGACGCUCAAAGCUGGAGCCGCUGACUAACCUAACAUCUCGUGCUUUGACUAUCAGUGCAAUUCAAUGCAGUCCAUUUAAUGAAGUGCAAGCGACAGCAACCUUAUCCUCCGGGAAAAGUAUAAAAUUUUCCUGUGGAAAGUACGCUAAAAUGGCCAAUGGAGCUGCUGUUGCGCAGUCAGGAGAGACAGCAGUCAUGGUCACAGCUGUCAGGAAGGACUCCCCUUCAUCACAUGAUUCGUUUAUGCCUCUCAAUGUGGAGUUCAGGAUGAAGGCUGCAGCGGCGGGGAGAAUCCCAACCAAUUACCUCCGCAGAGAGUUGGGCCAUUCUGAGCGCGAAAUAUUAACUGCAAGAUUGACUGACCGCUCAAUUCGUCCCCUUUUUCCUAAGAAUUAUUUCUCUGAAGUUCAAAUAAUUUCAAAUAUGCUUUCGGCAGAUGGUACCAAUGACCCUGAAAUUUUGUGUAUUAAUGCUGCAUCAAUGGCUCUUGCGCUAUCAGACAUUCCUUGGGAUGGCCCAGUUGCUGCUGUGCGCAUUGGCAUGUUAGGUGAUGAUCUGGUUAUAAACCCAACAAGACAAGAGUUGCAAAACAGUUCCAUGAAUUUAGUUGUCACUGGUAUGAAAUCCAAAGUCGUGAUGCUUGAAGGAAGUUUUAAUGACCUCAACGCCAAUAUUGUCAUGCAUAGUAUUAAAGCUGGUUUGAAAGAAAUUCAGAAAAUUAUAAGUGUUAUUCAAGAAUUGGUUGUAAAUUGUGGUAAAGCUAAGCAAGAAAUUCCUGAAGAUUCAAUGCAUCAAGAAUUAGUAGAGUAUUUAGUGUCUCACCAUUUAGAAGAUUUAAAACAAAUACUGACAGAUUUCUCCUUAAAUAAACAAUCAAGAGAUCAAGCUGUAUCUUCACUCAGGCAGAAAAUAAUUAAUGAAAUGAAAUCCAAGGGAGUAAUACAUGAUGAUAUCAACAUUAGGAAAGCAUUUUCUGUUUUUCUUCAAGAUGUUUUCCGCAAUUUAAUUUUUAAGACAGGUAUUAGGUGUGAUGGGAGAGGAUUGAAUGAUGUCAGGGACAUUUCAUGUGAGGUGAACUUAUAUAAACCCCUUCAUGGCUCUGCAUUAUUUCAGCGAGGGCAAACUCAGGUUUUAUGCACUGUGGCUUUAGAUUCUCCUCAAUCUGCGGUUAAAACUGAUUCUUACACCAUACUUACCAGUGGGCCCAAGGAAAAAAGCUUUUUCCUCAAUUAUGAAUUUCCUGGCUAUGCAACGAAUGAAGUAUCAUUAAAGAAAGGGGUCAGUCGGCGAGAAAUAGGACAUGGUGCUCUUGCCGAAAAAGGAUUGAGACCUGUUGUUCCUCCGAAUUAUCCUUUUUGCAUAAGACUUACUUCAGAAGUUCUUGAAUCAAAUGGUUCAUCUUCUAUGGCGUCAGUAUGUGGUGGAACUUUAGCACUGUUAGAUGCAGGAGUACCUAUUUCAGCCAUGGCAGCAGGUGUUGCAGUAGGACUCAUAACACGCUGCGAUUCUGAUGGCAAAAUAACGGAUUACAGACUUCUAACGGACAUUUUAGGAAUGGAAGAUUAUUUUGGUGACAUGGAUUUUAAAAUAGCAGGAACCAAAUCUGGCAUAACAGCUUUGCAAGCAGAUUUUAAAAUUUCAGGUUUACCUCUGGAUAUUUUAAACCAAGCUAUCACUGCAGGACAUACAGCUAAGAGAAAUAUCAUCAAUAUAAUGAGUCAAACCAUUUCAAAACCAAGUGUAAAAGAUGAAGAUAACAUGCCUAUCUUGGAAACUUUUGAGGUUCCUCUUCACAAACGCAACAAAUUACUUGGACCAGCAUGGAUCAAUGUUAAGAAACUUUUCCUUGAAACAGGGGUUCAGAUUACUCAUUUGGAAGAUACCAAGUUUUCUGCCUUUGCUCCAAAUGCCUCUGCAAUGCAAGAAGCUUAUGAAAUUGUUCAAAAGCUGAUGGACAGCAGUUCAGAACCUGAAUUUGAAUUUGGUGCUAUUUAUGUAGUAAAAAUUCUGGAAUUAAAAGAGUCUGGUGCUAUAGUCUCACUUCAUCCAGAUCUAAAUCCAAUUUACAUUAACAACUCCCAUCUGGAUGUUCGAAAGGCAGCACAUUCCAGCGCACUAGGUCUUUCAGUUGGCGAUAAGAUAUCAGUGAAAUAUUUUGGACGUGACCCUGUCAGUGGACAAGUGCGAUUGUCUCGAAGAGCUUUGCAGGAAUCAAGUGGUCGUGUUGUAGAUUUAGUGGAUAAAACAUCUAGUCCAACACAAAUUACUAGAGAAAAACUAACAACUAAGGCUCCGACUGAAGAUCAAAAUUAAAUCCUUGACAACUUGACUACCUUAGUUCUCAGUAUUUUAUACUUCUUGUUCAUACUGUCUUAUUUUUUGUAUUCUUUUAGAUUGGGGAGGAAUUAUCAGAGAAUCAAUACUUAAAUUUGUGACAAGUA